Messenger RNA from Eurytemora carolleeae, 1884 nucleotides. RefSeq names its product carbohydrate sulfotransferase 13. The record is from RefSeq and is a predicted model, not a curated record. The transcript is spliced from 13 exons. Gene Ontology annotation, cellular component: membrane. Gene Ontology annotation, molecular function: sulfotransferase activity. Gene Ontology annotation, biological process: carbohydrate biosynthetic process. Lineage: Eukaryota; Metazoa; Arthropoda; Copepoda; Calanoida; Temoridae. The coding region runs from base 86 to 1537 and encodes 483 amino acids.
UGCUUGAUUUUCAGGCUACAGGCAGUCAGUGCACUUUCCCAUAUGAUAGAGACAGAAUGAACUGAUAAACCUGUGAUAUAUAAAAAUGGUUCUUCCCGGAUUUUUGAGAAGGGUCGCUAAAGCAUUUCCUACAAUAGUUCAAGCAGUAGCUCUGAUAGCAGUUUUUCAUCUAGUGGGACAGGGACUGAUUAGUAGGUUUGGGGGUGCAAAAUAUCGGUUCUCUAGAAACCAGCAUAUAGGCUACGGAGUUGAUAAAGUUCAGAAAGUUAUCAAAUACGUAGACAAGAAUAUACCUAAAUAUCAUCCUAAACCUGGAAAUCAAGGUAAAACCAAGAUUACAACCCCUCCUCCAGCAAGUACAACAACUACAACUCCUGCUCCUGCUCCUGCUCUGUCUAUACUAGAACAGGAACAGAGAAAGAGAAUUCAGACUCUGCAAGAUGGCUGCGCCAGAAUCAACGAAAAGAAGAACGGGGAUGAGAAUGAACUAACGGAGUUUGAAGAAUUUCUCCGGAACGAGAAUCUUCCAACAAAACCUCUUUGGCAAAAUCUUAUUUGCAGCAAGGAACACCACUUAAGCUUCUGUCCCUCCUACAAGAGCGCUCAAAACUACAUCUUUAAGAAAAUGCUUCUUCUCUCUCCCAAGAAAAGGUACACCAAGGAGGCACUUAAAGAUGUGGAUAUUCCGUUUCCUGUUCUUGCAAGGAAGGAUUUUGGAUAUCUGGACUCAUGGGAUAUGUAUCCAGAGUUCACAGAGAGUGGUACAACGUUCCUGUUUGUGAGGAACCCGUUCCAAAGAUUACUAAGUGCGUUCCGUGACAAGUUGGAGGAUCCUUCGAUCCAGAAGAAGAAAUUUAAUGAGUAUUAUUACAAUAAGUACGGAAGAAGAAUUGUAAUGCAUUACAGAAGAGCAAAAAUUACCGGUCCAACCUUUAAAUAUCCUCGGUUUAACGAGUUCCUUGAGUUUAUCGUGAACCGAGAUAUUAGACACGAUGAUGAAGAAUGGGCUCCAUACUUUAUGGGAUGCUCUCCUUGUCAGAUCAAAUACAACUUCAUAGGCCAUUUUGAGACGCUGUACUGGGAUAUACAUCUUCUAGCAAAUAAGACUGGGCUUUCUAAAGAGUGGGAUGAUCCACAAGAUUUCUUUCAGAGUUCUACGUCUACUGAAGUGGAGAAAGAAUACUAUAGUUUAGUAGAUCGAGAUAUAAUUAGAAAAAUAUACUCCAGGUAUCGGAUAGAUUUUGAUCUAUUUGGAUAUUCUCCUGAUGAAUAUAUAUCCUGGAGUAUACCUGGUCCUGAUGAUAUUGUAGAAACAUCCCCUAAACCCCAGGAUAUUCCUGAGCCGGCAGAUGAUACUAAAGAUUCCAACCCUGAUAAUAAAAACAGUGAAAUAGUUAGUCCAGAAGCAAUCCAGGUUGAUCCAAUCCCUAGUUCCGGUCUAGAUCUGAACACGGAGGAGAAGGCCGACCCGCUCAAGGUCCAGGUUGAGAUUGAUCAAUCUCAGGAUAACAACUCCGAGGAUGAAUUAUCAAGUUAAACCUUUAUCUUCCUAUCUCCAACUGUGAUAAAGAGAUACAAAAAAAUCUAAAAUUCUAACUCACACGAUAUAUUGAUGUUUAUUCGGCAAUAUUGGAAGUUUCAGAUUCUGAAUCAAAACAAAUCUUCUUGCCAAAAUUGAACGCUGCUCUUCAUUUAAAUUUUUAGCUCUCUUUGCCAAAUGAAAAAAAAUUACGCCUGGGAGGGUUUGAAUAUUGGAAUAUUUAAAAAUAUUUCUAUUCUCAAACUUUUCCGGCUUUUGUAUAUAUGUAUUUGCUUAAACUUGCUUUUAUUCCUUCAGUAUAUGAUAAGUGCACUGUAUAAGUUAAUAAAUUAAAUGUUAUUUUA